Cyanidioschyzon merolae strain 10D is the source of this 450-nucleotide messenger RNA. RefSeq lists its product as hypothetical. Lineage: Eukaryota; Rhodophyta; Bangiophyceae; Cyanidiales; Cyanidiaceae. The coding region runs from base 1 to 450 and encodes 149 amino acids. The transcript has a single exon. The record is from RefSeq and is a predicted model, not a curated record.
AUGGCGGGGUCCGUUACCGACGAUCGCUCACGUGUCCUCGAAGAGAACGGACUCUGGGAGACAUUUGAGACGCUAAGGCGCGCUCGUCUACCGAGUUCGUGUCUCGGGCACGUUGCAGAUCUCACGGAGGUGUUGGCACUGCCGUUCCGUCCGCACUGUCGAGCCGGCUCACUUCUGGAAGUUGCGCUGCAGCUGGAGGCACACGCUGGUGUACCGCUUGCCGCCUUCGAUCCGCAGCUACUGCAGUCGAUCCGUCUGAGCGAGUUGCUGCCAGAAGGUUCCCUCUCCGGUGCAGAUAAGCCCAGCACUGGCAGUGACACGACGGAGCUGGCUAGUCUUGCGGUUUGGCAACCGGCGUGGCUCGAGGAGCGCCAGCAACCAGAGUAUGCACCACUACUGAAAACCAGACGACGGCGACUUCGCCAGCUCGAGCGACAUACGCAGGCAUAG